Molecule: messenger RNA, 5704 nt
Organism: Porites lobata
Lineage: Eukaryota; Metazoa; Cnidaria; Anthozoa; Scleractinia; Poritidae
Source: the annotation of a GenBank genome assembly
AUGUACAAGCUGUACGAAGAAGGAAAAAUCGCUUCAAUUGAUGAUCCUUUGAGCAAAUACGCUCCUGAUUUUGCAGUCAAAAAUCCUUACACAAAUGAGAACAUAACACUGCGAGAGAUCGCUAGCCAGAUGUCGGGUUUACCUCGAGAGGCCCCUUGUAUGUAUCAUUGCAGCAAAACAAACUCCAAAGAGCAACUCGCACUAUUGACGAACCGCACACUAGUGUGGCCUCCCUGGAAAACCCCUUCAUACAGCAAUCUUGGAUAUGCGCUGUUGGGUCGGCUAUUAACAGAAAACUUACUGCCGAAUAAAACAUUCGAGAGCUGGACGAUGGAUAACAUCAUAAAACCGCUUGGAAUGGUGAACACGGGAUUUGAAAUCACAGACGAGGUGGAAAAGAACAUGGCUUACCCUUAUCUAACCGGAGGAAAGAAAAUGCCUUUUAUGAAUAUUGGUUGGAUAGCCCCGGCGGGUCAAAUUUACUCUACAAUUGACGAUCUUGCUAAGUUGGGAAUGAUGUUCGCUCAACCUGACAAGCAAAAGCUGUUCAAGCCUGCAACCCUUAAAGAAAUGAUGACACCCAAAGAUAUUACUCCAGACGGCGUCACUGUGUGGGGGUCCCCGUUUGAGAUGCUGUUCAAACAACAUGUCCUUAUUCGAGCCAAAGGCGGAAACAUCGACACGUACAGUGCUACGUUUAUUGUUAUCCCCGAGUUAGCCCUUGGAGCUAACAUUCUAAUUAGCACUGGGUACUACGGCCACGCGACAGGGACCCAGGGUGAAGUUUUGCUUUAUAACCGCCUUGUUGCGGCUUUGAACGAGACCCUGUUCGAGAUACAACGCUCGUCACAUUUUCCAAUUGAUCCAACACCCUAUCUUGGAAAAUUUAAUGUCACUGAAACCGAUCCAAUAUCAGGAAAGAAGGUGAGUUUCAUUGUCAACGUUAAGACCGUUGAAAACAUUCUACGCUUCGAUUAUCCCAAGGCAUUAAACAUGUGGCAAGAGAUACGGUACAUCGGGGAAAGUUUGGUGUUCCAAUCUAGAUAUCGUAAACCCGGGAUGUCUUGCUUAUUUGAACGUGCAGGAACUUUAAGUGCUCUUUACUAUGAACCCCUGGCAAAAGAUAAUUUGUCGCCCGGUUUUCAUAUUCCGGAACUUCUGAUUGUUGCGACGCGAUUGACAAACACAGAAGAAAGUUUCACACAGGAAUUUGAGGAUAAAAUGGAGAGAUUUACUGUGAACCAGUUCAAGAGCGCAAUUUAAAUGUAGAGGAGGCAUCCAUGCAGAGAAGUCAUUGACAAUAGAACGGACCGACUUCUCUUCACGCUAGGCUUGACCCUUUGAGCCCCAAUAUCUACAUGUCAAUUCUCAAUACUGAUCUUCAUACAUUUCCUUAACGAAUUAGUUAAGAGAGUUUGAUAACAGGUGGAAGCAUUUUCUCUUUAGUGAUCAUUUCAUUAACUCUGAUAACCAUUUGUCUUGGCAACGUAUGGAUUAACCUCCCACGCAGACGUUCUUAGGGGUUCGUCACGCGUUUCGUGGGGCAGGAACGCGUGAUGGACCCCUAAGAACGUCUGCGUGGGAGGCUACGUAUCCAUGGAUACUGCUAGGAGAAACGUGAUGUUGGUCACUAUUGGGAGUUAGAGGCUUAAAGGGGCCGGGGUUGAAACCCUCUUCCAAAGUGUUUUUUCCGCUUCUUUCCAAACGAUUUUUCUCCUUAAUAGUUGUUCAUUUAUUACUUAGGCACAUUUUGUAGCAGCUAGUUUCUGUGGCUAAAAGGUAUGGCAUCAUAAAUGUUAUGAUGUCAGUGAGCUAUUUUAUGGAAAAAUACUUGGACUCUGUAUAAGUAUUUCAGACAAAAUCGAACACGCGACGAUCGCUUUUGAUUAAACGGCGAUCUUGUAGAUUAAGCCAUUCGUAUCAAGUUUAACAACAUUAUUCGUGCUAUGAAGCAUAGAAAUCUAUCUAUGUUUGUUCUGAGGUUUUCUUUUGCUUAUGAUGUAUAGAUUUAGCCAAGGCUAAAAGCGAAGCUCUCGGUAAUAAUAUACUUGUACUUUACUUAAACAAAAAACAAAAUCGUGUAAUACUAAACGUCGACGGUAACGAGAACAGCAAAAAACAACAGGUCUAAUUAGCAAAAAAAAAAACAACAACUUUGCACGUGCAGAAGACUUUUUUGCACAUUGCUUUGUUUUCCACGACUACAACAUGAAACUUCCUACCUACACGUUUUAUGGAAAAAAAUUCCACUAUGUGUUCCCGUUCGCUUUUCGCGAAAUUUCACCCCGGCUGGACGUACGUACGUACGGACGAUUUUUGUCAGGACCAAAAUUUCUUGGAUGCAUAGAUAACCAAAUUUUCUUACCCAUGGUACCUCGAAGUGCUCACAUGCAAGAGCUCUGCUAAUACCCAAUUUUUGUUUUUGAUUUUCUCGUUUCUGCCGUCGUCGUGCAUGGCUACACAAGCACGCUAGAAGCGUUACUAUCACACAAGCCAAUUCUUGAUAUGCGACGAUUUCGUUGAGAAACCAACGACUUAAUGGAAGACGCGCGACAAAAACUGCAUGCGUGAAAUAGGUUAUUUCCCAGUUGUUCCAAGCCUCUGUUACAAAGCCAGGUUAAGUGCAAAGCCAUCAUUUUUUAUUGUCACGAAAAUAAACUCAUUUUCGCAAGGAAGGUUUGGCACUUAGCUUCGUUUUAGGAAAGACAGCUUUUGAAACCGGAAAUGGCCUAUUUGGGUUUCAAAAGCAUUGUUAUAGUAUUCAGUUCAUUCCAAGGCUUGGUUACUGGUUAGCAGGCCUGGUUACUUCAGUAUAGUAUGCAGUAAUCCAGAGCGCAAAACUAAUCAAGGACAGAUCUGAGAAUCGGACACAAUUAGAGCCGUUUAGAACGUGUUGAUAACUGUAUUGUACUAGAAAUAUUAAAACGUUGUGUUAUUAACUUUUACCUAGAAUUGCUCAGUAACUAUAGUAACUGGAAAAGGGCUAAAACGUUGUCCAGCAUGCUGAGACACCAGUAUAAUUUAGUAGUUUCACGCAAUUCUUUAUCCAUAAGAAUUGUUUUGGGCUGCUUUUAUUUGCUCAUUUUCUAUUUUGAGAAAUUCUCAACUUGAAUCUGGCGUUACCCGUAUACGUGAUGCUUAUAUAAUCUCUCUAUUACCCAACUCCAACUGCAUAAUUCUUCAGGCCAAACUUAGCUCACCCAGUAAUUGAUUAAUAUUAUACUUUUUCAAGGGGCUUCUAAUUUUGGAGCAUUUAAAUGAAACUUCAGGUGCACGACGUAUGCCCGAGGGUACUUCCUAGUAAUAUGCUCAUGGUUAUGUGCCGCUGGAUGGGGUCGCAUUUUCACGACUAGAUUGACUAUCUUCGAUAGAGUUUCUAGAUUGAGGUCAAACAUUUUCAGGAUUUUGGGAGUAAUUGGAUAUUCCCGGGUGGUAGUCAAGUUUCGAAUCCGCCGUGGCUGCUGAAUAGAAGCACUUAAGACUCAUUUAUACAGGUUAGCCUCGACCUAAGGUAAAUAUAUUCACAAUUUCCUGUCAGAAGACGGCCUGUGCAAAACUGUAAAACUCAAAUUCAGGCGUCUUCUCGCCGGUUUCUCUGAAUAUUGACGACGAACCUGUCGCAAAAUGUUUCUCUUUAAACAUUUAGUUUUAUUUUUCUGUGAGGUACACAAACGAACGCAAGUUUUUUUUUUUCAAACACUGACUCUGUGACUUAUGCAUAUUUAUAAGUUAUUUGUGCUGAAACUCGUAGCCAUGUGGUUGGCUAAGUCUAAUUUUGUGACUAUCAUGGUGCACUGUUAGGUUAUGUUAAAAAAAAAGCUUAUGACCAUCAUGAACCGUAUAACGGACACCGAUGAGUCAUGAUCUUCCUUUAAACAUAUAGGUCAUUUCUAUUUGUUUAUUUAUUUCGCAAUUAAUCCCUUAAUUCUGAUUUUGCUAAAGGCGGACACAAAAGUCACGCUCUGCGAUUUUCCCUUUUCAUCCUUACAAGAUGUCUGAUGUUCAAGAAGUUCCAUAUACGAAGUUCGGAGGCCAGAAAAAACCUUACAAUACCCUAAGAAUAUGGAGGAUAUUGACCUUUAUUUCAACCUUACUAGCACUGGCAGUUACAACGGCGUUUUUGACGCACAAGAUGGAGAAAAGCGGAGAACCCGUACCUGACAAAAGCACCAGCACAGCUGACACGCUUCCUUGCCCGCAGUUUCCCACUCUGUUUCCGUUGCCCAAAACGACACCCAAGCGAUUAACAGACGUGUUUGAAAAAUUGGAAGCAGUGUUCAGUGCGGCAGUCGAUGAAAAGUCUUCGCUACCCGCCAUUUCUGCUAAUGUUUUUUACCAAAAUCGUAUCUUAUGGAGUGGCCAUUUUGGAAGCAAGGUGUACAAAGAGCCGGAAAUGAAACCCAAUGGGAGCACUGUGUACAGGAUUGGAAGCGUGACCAAGGUGUUUGCUGUCCUCCAAAUGUACAAGCUGUACGAAGAAGGAAAAAUCGCUUCAAUUGAUGAUCCUUUGAGCAAAUACGCUCCUGAUUUUGCAAUCAAAAAUCCUUACACAAAUGAGAACAUAACACUGCGAGAGAUCGCUAGCCAGAUGUCGGGUUUACCUCGAGAGGCCCCUUGUAUGUAUCAUUGCAGCAAAACAAACUCCAAAGAGCAACUCGCACUAUUGACGAACCGCACACUAGUGUGGCCUCCCUGGAAAACCCCUUCAUACAGCAAUCUUGGAUAUGCGCUGUUGGGUCGGCUAUUAACAGAAAACUUACUGCCGAAUAAAACAUUCGAGAGCUGGACAAUGGAUAACAUCAUAAAACCGCUUGGAAUGGUGAACACGGGAUUUGAAAUCACAGACGAGGUGGAAAAAAACAUGGCUUACCCUUAUCGACCCGGAGGAAAGAAAAUGCCUUUUACGGAUUUUGGGUGGUUAGCCCCGGCGGGUCAAAUUUACUCUACAAUUGACGAUCUUGCUAAGUUGGGAAUGAUGUUCGCUCAACCUGACAAGCAAAAGCUGUUCAAGCCUGCAACCCUUAGGGAAAUGAUGACACCCAAAGAUAUUACCCCAGAUGGCGUCACUGUGUGGGGGUCCCCGUUUGAGAUGCUGUUCAAAGAACAUGUCCUUAUUCGAACCAAAGAUGGAAAAAGCGACACUUACAGUACUAAGUUUAUUGUCAUCCCUGAGUUAGCUCUUGGAGCUAACAUUCUAAUUAGCACUGGGUACUACGGCCACUCGACGGCCUCCCAGCGUGGAGUUUUGCUUUAUAACCGGCUGGUUGCGGCCUUGAACGAGACCCUGUUCGAGAUACAACGCUCGUCACAUUUUCCAAUUGAUCCAACACCCUACCUUGGAAAAUUUAAUGUCACUGAAACCGAUCCAAUAUCAGGAAAGAAGGCGAGUUUCAUUGUCAACGUUAAGACCGUUGAAAACAUUCUACGCUUCGAUUAUCCCAAGGCAUUCAACAUGUGGCAAGAGAUACGGUACAUCGGGGAAAGCUUGGUGUUCCAAUCUAGAUAUCGUACGCCCGGGAUGUCUUGCUUACUUGAACGCGUAGGAACUUUAAGUGCUCUUUACUAUGAACCCCUGGCAAAAGAUAAUUUGUCGCCAGGUUUUCAUAUUCCGGAACGUCUGAUUGUUGCGACGCGAUUGACAAACACAGAAGAAAGUUUCUCGGAGGAAUUUGAGGAUAAAAUGGAGAGAAUUACUGUGAACAGG